This is a messenger RNA of Paraphaeosphaeria sporulosa, 823 nucleotides long. RefSeq lists its product as uncharacterized. The transcript has a single exon. Bases 314 to 823 code for a protein of 169 amino acids. NCBI's taxonomy places the organism in Eukaryota, Fungi, Ascomycota, Dothideomycetes, Pleosporales, Didymosphaeriaceae. The record is from RefSeq and is a predicted model, not a curated record.
CACUGAUACUCUUGAGGUGUACCAGAAAGAACAAGUCUCUUCGAAGAUCAUUCACUCGCAAAGCCUUGAGCUAGCCGUAUUCGGGGUUACAGAAAGCUACGAUUGCGGCUUUGACGCUCGUACAACAUUGGCCUGGGAAGUUGUUCAGCACGUAAGCCAGCAAUAGUCGUACGGGAAUCGUGCUAUUAGUAGCACACCAAGUUCCAAGGACUCGUUUCGAUUUGUGGGCUACGUGUUCACGACUGUGAGCAUUAGCAGACAUAGCCACCGUCACCAUCUCCCUCGGCUUGCCCCGCGAUCAUCCAGGGCAACAAUGCCAAUGCCAUCUCUUUUGAACAAACUCCUCCACCCUGCCGCAGCCUCAGGCAGGAAGCAAAACCCCUACACCGAUCCGCAUUCCCCCAACCAUCCCAGCACUUCUCAGCCGGCCCCACCUUCAACAACCGCAGGGCAAGUAUUCUCAACGGCACAACCGCAGGCAUGGCGAACUCAAGCGCCACGUCCCAUGUCGCCGCGGGACCCACAUGAUUACCUCGCCGAAGCCAGAAUCGCCUCUGGCAAAGAUCCAGUCACCGGCCACGCAUCCCCUCAGAAUGGCGGGCAGACCAGCGCUGGAGGAAAUCCAGAGCGAAGAGCGAAAAGCGUGUAUCAAGAAACUAGCGAGGGUCGAUCCAAAACGCCUGGAACCAAGUACGACUUGUAUGUGAAGGAGAUGAAAGCGAGGAAGGCGGGACGAUGGAGAGCGCCCGAUGGGGGCUUCUAUGCACCCGAGAGGCGGUUGGGAGAGUUUUAUCAGCCGGAGAGAAGGGGUGGGCAAGGCUGA